Messenger RNA from Thlaspi arvense, 576 nucleotides. The record is from the annotation of a GenBank genome assembly. NCBI's taxonomy places the organism in Eukaryota, Viridiplantae, Streptophyta, Magnoliopsida, Brassicales, Brassicaceae.
AUGAACUCUUCUUCGGUACUAUGUCGAAAUUGCCAGCAGCUCCAAAUGGUCUGCCCUGAAUGCUUAGGGAAUCCAACUGGUGCUUGCGGGUUUGGCGAAUAUGGAAGAACCAUAAAUGAUGCCAAUGUAGCUGGAGUUUCUAAGCUAUACAAGAAUGGAAGUGGCUGUGGUGCUUGCUAUAAGGUUAGGUGCAAGGCGCCAGAGUGCAGUCAAGAUGGAGUGAUUGUGGUGGUGACAGACUACGGUGAAGGGCAUGGGACAGACUUCAUUCUGAGUGCUCGUGCUUAUGGAAGACUGGCACUUCCGAACGCAGCAGUUCAGCUGUUCGCCUAUGGUGUGGUUGACGUAGAAUAUAAGAGAGUCCCUUGCCAUACCCUGGCUGAGACCCAGCGGUGGAGGAGUAUGAGAAGGGCCUAUGGAGCAGUAUGGGACUGCGCUAAUCCUCCAAAAGGUGCACUCACAUUCAGGAUGCAAGUGAGUGGAAGUGCAGGGGUGAAGUGGUUGCAGAUGAAUAACGUGGUUGCUAGUGAAUGGAAGGCUGGGCUGGUUUAUGACACUGCCAUUCAACUUACUUAA